Molecule: messenger RNA, 4269 nt
Organism: Trichoplusia ni (cabbage looper)
Lineage: Eukaryota; Metazoa; Arthropoda; Insecta; Lepidoptera; Noctuidae
Gene: Fbxl4
Product: F-box/LRR-repeat protein 4-like
Exons: 13
Coding region: 137-1984 (615 amino acids)
Biological process (GO): SCF-dependent proteasomal ubiquitin-dependent protein catabolic process
Cellular component (GO): SCF ubiquitin ligase complex
Molecular function (GO): protein binding
Source: RefSeq, a predicted model, not a curated record
UUAUGUUGUGUUGUGUUUGUCAGCUGUCAGAGAGAAAAAAAUAAAAAACAAACUCAUUUCAUUUCAUUCUAGCGCGCAUCUUUGUUAUCUUCGUUCGCGUGAUUUUUCAACCAAGUUCAGAGAAAUACAACUAAAAAUGCAGAGUGCUUCUGAUGUGAUAUCUUCUUUGUUUUGGUUUAACGACGAAAAUGAUGUUGAUGAUGAGAAAGAUCAGCAAAUUAUAGAACAGUUUGUUCACAACGUUGAAGAUUUUAGUUCCCAGUAUGGCAGUGAAAUAAGUGUUUCGUAUACGGCGUUUAAUCUCCGUGGGCCUCCUUCCAACUUUCCUGAUUACGGUGAUUAUCCUCAGGCCUUCGUCAUGAGAACAUAUGGUACCUGGUGGGAUGAUGCACCCUCAGCACAACAAGACUACAUGCCACAGAAUGCUAGCGCCAUCACUAGUCAAGAUUUUGUAGAAGUGUCCUUCGAAAAGGCUGUCUACCCCUUGGAGGUGUCAAUUUUCGAGACAUACAAUCCUGGGGCUUUGGUCCGCAUCUGGGCUCGAGGACCGACAGCCUGGAUGCUGCUAUGGGAAGGGGAACCGGAGUAUGUGGGAGAUACACCGAGGAUUUUCAGCCCACAAAUAAGGCAGAUUAAUGUACCUACAAGGAUUUUAAGACUGGAGUUUAACCACAAGCUGCUACCGUACUACACGGAGUUGGAUGCCGUAUUACUCCGAGGAAAACAACCUCCGAACUUGGUGGAGUAUAUGAAGAAUAAUUUCUCUUAUUCCACACUGUUUUACAAGAAAACUCAGCCGGUUGUCGAAAAAGGUCAACUGCUGAACAGGAUAAUAGCUUCGAACCUUCACGAGAACGUUGUUCCGCCGAUCGUCGCUCCCGCGAAUCAGAAACAAAUCGAUACAGGACCACCUCUCGGUGAUUUUCAGAGUUUACCUGAUGAAACAAUACUAUGUGUGAUGAAGUACUUGGACAUCCAGUCGCUCUGCCGAUGCGCUCAGGUCAACAGGCACUUUAACAGACUCGCUUCAGACGCCAUACUCUACAGAAGCAUAGACCUCCGGCCGUAUUGGCAUUGUGUGCAAUCACAGGUCUUAGGAACGCUAUCGAUGCGCUGCAAAUUCCUCCAGAAACUCGAUCUCUCUUGGUGCGGCAGUCAUCGCAUGAUACAGCCUAAUUACGUAGUAAACUUCCUGAAAGACAGCGGGGCUGAGCUGACACAUCUGCGCAUGAAUUGCUGUAAAUUCGUCGACACCUCUGUGUUAAGAGCUAUAGUUGAAACAUCUACUAAUUUACAAGAGUUAUGCCUCCGCUCCGUAGUGGGCUGUUCAGACUGGUUGUGUCUGUCAGCACUCAAGCGGCUGAAGCGUCUCGAUCUGUACAGGACUGAUAUCACAACCGCUGCUGCUGUCGCUAUCAUCAGAUCUAAUCCUGGACUAAGACAUCUUAAUGUUGGAUCCUGUAAAAUGAUAUCGUCGAUGGACGAAGUGGCGUUGGCCUUAGGGGGUUAUUGUCCAAACCUCAUCUCGGUAGACUUUUGGAAGUCUUACUCGUUGACUCCUAAUGGCAUCAGGGCUCUCGGUAAUUGUAAGAAGCUGCAGGAAUUGGAUGUUGGCUGGUGUCUCCAAGCGGGCGGGUCUGGCGAGUGGCUGGGCUGGCUGGCGGGCGGCUGCCUGCGCAAGCUGUUCCUGGGCGCGCUGCGCGGCGUGAGCGACCGCGACCUGCGCGCGCUGCUGCCCGCGCCGCGCCUGGCGCAGCUCGACCUGCUCGGCGUGCGCGCCGUCACGCCCGACAUAUGCCACGCAAUAUUAGCGGAAUGCAGAGAUUUAAGACUUCUGGAUGUCAGUUUUUGCGAUCAAAUCCAAGAAUCACAGGUAUUAGAAUGGCGUGAGCAGUACCCUCAUGUAAGCAUUAAGCGAUCUUUCCAGUCAGCUAAUUUGAACACAGCUCCCAACCCAUUGUUCUUAGCACCCAGUUUAGAAUAGAUUGUACUUAUAAAAAGAGUUCAAAGCUUAUUGGGUAAGAUACCAUUUUUCAUUUGGUUUUGCAAUUCACUGAAAGUGUAUGUGAUUUUAUUUUUUUAAUAAAUUAUACUGUCGUUGGAUUUUCGGUGCGGGUGUCAAAUUAAAGAAAAAAAUCAAUUACCAUUCCAUACUUAAAAACAGCUAAAUAGGAACUCUAAACAUAAUAAACCAUUGCAAAUAAAUUCGAAGUUAUAAUUUAAUAUGUAUUAAAAAUCUAACCGUUCUUUAAAAAUGAACAUAUGCUAAGACUCUACAUAUGCCAGAUAUCACCAUAUUUGGAAGGAACUGACUUGAUGAAAAAGUGAUCUAUUAUUUGGCUUUAAACAAUUUAACGAAACACGUUAAAACAUUAAGACUGACUAAAUUAAAGACACAUUUCCUAUUUCACCAGCAUUUAAAUUUUAUUUUGUGAAGAUUUUUGGUUUAUGGUUGGAUAAGAAAAAGGUCUACCACCUGAGGUCAAAUGUGCGCGGCACAGAAUAACAGGAAUAUUUUGCUUAAACUUAAAUUUUGACAAACUUUCUUGGAUGAUCGUUACGUACAGACCACGUGUUUGUAGUGAUAUUAUAAAAUUGAUUUCCUCGAUAUUUUACUUUUAGGACAUUUAAAUUAAUUAUUAUAAGUAACUUUAUUGUUUCUCUCGAUUCCAAAUCGUAUAUUUCUCAAGCAAGAUAAAGUUUAACUUUGAUGACAGAUAUUGUAAUAUCUGUAAUUAAAAUACUUUCUUUAGACUUGACCGCCCCAUUUUGAUUCAAUUUAUUUGUAGCAUAACAUCGUUCUAACCUCUACAUUUGGGUAUUUGACUAACUUAGUCAAAAGGAAUUUUCAAAAACUAUAAUUUUCGUGUAAUGUCACUUAUUACUACUUUCACACAAUUCACUAUCUUUGACGCGGAUUGAUCUUCGGAUUUGGUUUGUCGAAUACCCAAUUUAUCUUGUAGAAUACCUUUAUUUGUGAACUAUCUACGGCAGUGCAAUUAUUAUAUGAGUAGAAAUUUUUGUUUAUAAAUGAUUCAAUGAUCGUUAAGCAGCUGAAAUUUAUAAUAUUUUUAUUUUUGUAAUUUUAUUUUGGAAUAAAUAUUACUGUUUCAGUAACAUCUAUUUUUCUAGUAUAUUUAGCUGUAAGGUAUAUUAUUAUUGAAUGUUAAAAUGUAGACGUUACUUACUGUAUUUAGAUUUGGUAAAAAAAUAAAUAUAUACUAUAUUUUGGAUAUUAUAUUAUAAGAAAUUAAAAUUAACUUGUAAACCAUUAUAACCCUUCUUGUCUGAAAACCUGUUGUCAAAUAUAAUGCCAAUUUGGACUUCAGCAUAUCUGUUCAUUAAAUUUAAACUUUAAAACUUGACUCCGAGGGUUGAAAAUGCAAAAUUACGUGAGAAAAGUAAUGUUUGCAACUAUUUUAACUAAAUUAGGGUUUCAGGCACCUAGGGAAUUUAUCUGCAACAAGCUUCAAAUGCUCUAGAAUAUAUUAAUCAUACAAAAAAGACAUUAUAAAGUAUAGGACUGCUUAUUAAGUGUUAGUUAUUAAUAUUAAGACUAUAUGAUUGCUAUUGUUCAGUGAUACGAAAAUAAUACCUAAUUAUUCUUCGUCAAUUUACCUACAAUUACUAGUAAUUAACUAUUGUAUCUAGUUGUCUAAUUACAGUAACAGUCCGGUGCAUAAUAAGGUUUUAUCAUAAAAUUUCCAAAAUGAAAAUAUUUUGGAAAUAUUUACAUUAAAGAUAUUUAGAUAUUUUUGCAUAUUAUAUACUUAACUCUAAGAAGAGAAGUUAAUAUUUAAGAUGAGACUUACCUUUAUUUAUAGUAUUAUUUAGGCGUUGGACUUGAAUGUGUUAAGUGGGGAAUUCUUUUAUGUAUUUUGCGUACUUUAAUUUAUGAAUUGCACACAUAGCUGAUAAAUGAGAAAAUAAACUGCUAUUUCUCAUGAUAUACGCUCUCUUACACACACUUAAACUAAAUUUUACCCAUUUCUCUUUCAAAAUCGCCAUAUAUUUUAAAUAGCGUAUUAGUUUAUUCUUUAUUUGUGUGUUGAAAAACGAUUUCGUUUAAUAUUGUGCUUGAUAUUUUAAAUUCAGCAAUGACGCUUAAAAUACGUAAAAUAAGUGCCCAUUCAACAGUAUCAAUUGAUAGGAGUCACUGCAAUGUCACAAGUCCAAAAUUUCAGUCAUAGCAACUAAGAAUAUAUUAAGAGAUAUAUUAGAUUUAUUGGAAUAUAAUAUUUGUUUUUAGUAAUAAAAGUAUAAAAAGAU